AUGGUCGUUUCGGUCCUGAUGCACUGGCUGAUCUCACAGAGCUUCUUCGUCGUCCAGAUCGUCCAGAUCCAGACCUGGCUAGCUCGGCCGGACCAGAACCCAAAUGGCGAUGUAGCGGACCUCACGACGACCACGGCCGGGUUCUCGCCCAUGGCCAUGUUUCUGACGGCAUUUGUCGUGCUGGCAGUCUUUUCCACGACGGUCGGCUUGGGCAGGUUCAAACUGGAGGGUGGCAUCCCCAUAGCCGGGAGUUACAGCGCAGCCAUUGCCGCAGCUUGCCAUGCGCCCGAGGGGACGUCGAACCAGAGGCCCGUGAAAUGGGGCGUCGUCGUCCCGGCAGAGUCUGCGCCUGGUGGCGGCGUUGGACACUGCUCAUUCUCCAACGAUCCAGUGCAGCUACCCGAGCCAGGCGGUCGAUAUGCUUGA
Molecule: messenger RNA, 426 nt
Organism: Clonostachys byssicola
Lineage: Eukaryota; Fungi; Ascomycota; Sordariomycetes; Hypocreales; Bionectriaceae
Source: the annotation of a GenBank genome assembly